Messenger RNA from Coregonus sp. 'balchen', 1997 nucleotides. The record is from the annotation of a GenBank genome assembly. Lineage: Eukaryota; Metazoa; Chordata; Actinopteri; Salmoniformes; Salmonidae.
UGUGAUGUCAUUGGUUUUGAUUUGGACCACACUCUCUGUCGCUACCAUUUGAAGGAGACCUCUAGGGUGAGUUUAUUUGUAGCUCAGGAGCUACAAAACGUUGCGGGCUGUUGUGAUUUCUGACAAUAUGCUACUGUUACAGCCGGCUGGCUAGCUACUAAGUAUAUUAACGCUUGCAUGCAACAUAAUCCAUCCUUUCCAGCUGGCAGUGCAAAGUCAGUCGUUCAUGGCUCGCUGCAUUUUAUCAAUAGCUAAUACUCACAAUGUAUGAUGGAACGAAUGGAAUAGAAUACAUACAUCCUAGCUACAUGGUGUUAAUGUGGUAAACGUUGCAGUUGCGAUGAACCCCCCCCCCCCCGCCCAAAACGACAUUGUUGUAAUGCAACAUCUAGCUACCUACCUAACAACACUGUAUAGAAUGCCGCUAUACUGCAUGCAUAAAUUAGAUUUAUAAGCAAUAUGCUUGCAACAACAAAUUAGCCAGCAUGCUCUGGUGAGUCACAGCUGAGUCUGUGUGACAUCUGACUGCCAGCCGCAGAAACCCAAUGGCAUCCUCUCUGUCAGGAACACAUAAAUUACAUUGAAGCCGUGACUUUAUAAAUAGGUUUACAAUGCCUGCCAGCUCCAUCACGGUAGUUGUCAAUACAGCACAGUAUGUAUGUAUGUAUUGUACAGACAUAAAGGUUCAGUGUCAUUGAAUGUUCACCCCAGCUGUGGAUAGAAUAUAUUUUUGUGCUUCUUUGCAGUUGAUAUAUGAGAGCUUUACCAGGUAUCUGGUAGAGCAUAAAGACUAUGACAAGGACCUUCUUAUAUUGACCCCUGCUUCCUGGGAUUUCUGGUGAGUCAUAAGCAGCAGCAGCAGAAUGACUGAAGAAAAUAUAUACUUUUUCUAUAAGCUGUAAUCAUUAAUGACUGUGGUGUGCCAUUGUAAAUUCAGUCUACCUGCAUGCAUCACUCCACUACUGUGAAUGACUACCCCAUUUUUCAGGUUAGAUAAAGGGCACUUUUUGAAAACGAAAGGCAUUGGAUGAAUGCAUGGUGCUCUGGUGAAUAUCGCUUACAGAUUCGUAUUGUUAUUGCUUAGCAUAGGACAUUGAUCAACACGCUUGUUCUUUGCCAAUGACCACUAUGAAAUGUGUAUUCUGUAUGUCCAGUUUCAAAGGCUUAGUGGUAGACCUUGAGGAUGGAAACUUGGUUAAAUUGGCUGAAGAUGGAACUGUUUUACGGUAGGGUUACAGUAAAUGAUACAGUUAAAUGCAUGCUCAGAUAUUGGGUUCCUUUUAUAUUUAUAUAGGAAAAUGCCUGUUUUGAAGUGUAUCAAUGUACAAUAUUUGGGCAUGCCUUUUUGUUACUUAUUUUUCCACCCAAAAUGAAUAAAAACCCUGAUUUUAAACCUGUUUGUUUUGAUCAGAGCAACCCAUGGGACCAAUAACCUCAGCACAGAAGAGCUCAUUAAACAUUACGGUUCUAAAAGGGAAUGGAAGCACUUUAAUAGCCUUAAUACCUCAUUUACGAAAUCUAGUAAGUCUGUCAUCUUGAAUCUCUGUGUCCCAUCCAAACGUUGCGAAAGCUGUUUUUUUUUCUUUCUUUCUUUUUGUAAGGCAGUUUAUUUUUCAUGAUAAUACAAUCUUCUGAAAAAAAUCUAAUUUUAUUUCCAAAGUAAAGAGUGAUGAUUGAUUGGAUUGUUUCUUACAAUACAUAUAUUCUGUUUUAUUCUCCUCAGCAAAGUACUAUUUUUAUGACAACUAUUUUGAUCUACCUGGGGCUCUUCUCUGUGGAAGGGUUGUGGAUAUGUUGCGUAAGGUAAAAUAUACAUAUUUUUAAGUGAAUUAUGAUUAUGAAUAGAUAAUAUGUUUACAUGCUUUUUACAAAAAAUGUAUCUGCUUUCAAGAACAUUAUUUUGUUUUUGUCAACAGCGUGGGAAUGAGGUGAAUUCAGACUUUUGGAAAGACAUUGUUGCUGCCAUUGACCACAAUUACAACACAUCUGCGUUUAAA